GCAAUAAGUUAUUGUCUGGAGAUAUUGUGAGGACUCGACGAAGGUCAAUCACGGGGCGCUUCUUGCCAGAUUUUAUGUCGAGGCCAAGGACUCUCCCAGUCAACCAACAACCUCCACCGCGUGGCCGUGCGGGGAAUCCUUCGCUGACGUUAAACAGCAUUCUUAUGCGACCUCAAUCUCCCAGCAGCUGGCUUCCGCGCAUGUUUAUUGACAGCUCACCUUCUGCUCUCCAUCGAGUUUUGUCCCCUGUCUCUUGGUUCACGUGUACGGGUGACUGUCGGAAGAUGAAACAAGAAGAGCACGAAGCAGCGCAUGUAGUUUCAUUGUCGGCGUGUCGUGAUAAUGAAUAUGCGUAUGAUGAUAAUGAGACUCAUGGCACAGUGACUAAGUUUUUCAUUGAAUGCGUAUCACAAGAUCCUAAGACAUCGCUGUUCGCCUUGCUCACACACAUCAAGGGUCGUGUGGAUCAAUUAAACGAGAAACGGCAGCUGGAGCUCAGGAUUGCCAAGCGUUGCGCCACCGAUGUCGAUAAUAGGAUGACUCGAGAGAAGACAAGGCCAAUCAACCGACGCAAUACGGAGGUAGUCAUCCAUGACUUGGAUGAGUACAUGAAUUGUCAGAAAGCUCGCUGCACAUCAAAAGCGAGAGCCGAUUGGCAGAACCCAGGGUACGCUAGCCAUUACCCAUUAGACAUGAAUCAGACUGUCGACACUAUCUUCUGAGAAUUUAUGAUUUCUUGAUUUAUUCUGUAAUUGAUUUACUUCUGUAUAGUUUGAUUGACCUGCAUUGACAAUUUAUUCAACCCGAGUUGUACUUAUGUUGUAUUUGCAUUCCCUACGGCAUUGGCUUGCUAUGAUUGGUAACACGUAUUGUAUGAUUGGUGUUCCUACCCAGAUAAUAAUAACCACCCGCUUUCGUACACUA
Messenger RNA from Suillus subaureus, 924 nucleotides. RefSeq lists its product as uncharacterized. The transcript has 9 exons. Gene Ontology annotation, biological process: proteolysis. Gene Ontology annotation, molecular function: cysteine-type endopeptidase activity. The record is from RefSeq and is a predicted model, not a curated record. The coding region runs from base 75 to 722 and encodes 215 amino acids. NCBI's taxonomy places the organism in Eukaryota, Fungi, Basidiomycota, Agaricomycetes, Boletales, Suillaceae.